AUGUCCAGCCACGGCGUAGCCCGCACCGCGCGGACCCGAACCGAAGAGCAGCGUCAGCAGGAUCAAGAAAAGAUCCAAAAGUACCGAGCUCUCGAGGAUCAAAUCCGCCAGCAGAUCGCCGACGGCAACUACGGCCCCGAGACGUUCCAGCUCACCUCGAAGCUCCUCCGCCUCAACCCAGAGUACUACACGAUAUGGAACGCCCGCAGGCGCUGCCUAAUCUCUGGCUUAUUGUCCAGACCCUCGGCUGGAUCGUCGCCCUCGAGGGCGUCGCAGAGUUCUUUAGCGACCGACACUCGUUCAGCCUCUUCCGCCGAUUCGUUGCCCUCGUCCUCGACAGAGACCCCGCAACCCCCCAGCCCCCGGACAGCUGGGAGGAGUGGUACAACACCUGACGACGCCGCCAAGGAUGCAGAGACUGUGCGCGCCGAGCUGGGCUUCACCGUGCCCCUGCUCAUGGAGUUUCCAAAGUGCUACUGGAUAUGGAACUACAGGCUGUGGAUUCUAGACCAGGCAACAGAGAGGUUCGACAAGGCUGUGGCUCGGCGCAUCUGGGAGGAGGAGCUCGGCCUCGUCAGUAAGAUGCUGACCAAGGACCGACGCAACUUUCACGCCUGGGGCUACCGUCGCCAUGUUGUUGCGCAACUCGAGAGCUCCGUCCUGAACGGAAAAAGUCUGGCUGAGCCCGAGUUUGAGUACACGACCAAAAAGAUACACGAGGAUCUCUCCAACUUUUCGGCGUGGCAUAACCGCAGCCAGAUCAUCGCGAGACUCCUCGAUGAGCGCAAAGCAGACGAUGAAACUCGCAAAGAGUUCUUGGACAAAGAGCUCGACCUUGUUCGCGAUGCGCUCAAUGUAGGACCCGAGGACCAAUCCCUCUGGUACUACCACCAAUUCCUAGUAUUGAACCUAGCCGACCCCGCCGGAAGUCGUCAGAUAGCUCCAAGCCUGACGGUGGACCAGCGCAAAUCGUACAUCGACCGUGAAGUUACCGACAUCAAGGAUCUACUAGAAGACUACGACGAUAUCAAGUGGAUCUACGAGGCAUUGAUUGAGUACGCAGUCGCCCUGAAUCAACUAACCGGCCAGGCACCGGAAUCAGAAUAUAAAAAAGACGUAGCGACUUGGUUAGCAAAGCUCAGAGAACUAGACCCCAUGCGAAACGGAAGAUGGGCGGAUCUGGAGAAGCAGCUUGGUCUCUCGUAG
Fusarium vanettenii 77-13-4 is the source of this 1206-nucleotide messenger RNA. RefSeq lists its product as uncharacterized. Gene Ontology annotation, molecular function: Rab geranylgeranyltransferase activity. Bases 1 to 1206 code for a protein of 401 amino acids. NCBI's taxonomy places the organism in Eukaryota, Fungi, Ascomycota, Sordariomycetes, Hypocreales, Nectriaceae. Gene Ontology annotation, biological process: protein geranylgeranylation. The record is from RefSeq and is a predicted model, not a curated record. Gene Ontology annotation, cellular component: cytoplasm; Rab-protein geranylgeranyltransferase complex. The transcript is spliced from 4 exons.